This is a messenger RNA of Closterium sp. Naga37s-1, 1362 nucleotides long. The record is from the annotation of a GenBank genome assembly. Lineage: Eukaryota; Viridiplantae; Streptophyta; Zygnematophyceae; Desmidiales; Closteriaceae.
AUGGUGCGAAUGGGAGGGAUUGGGGGAAAGAUGGGGGAGAGAUGGGGGAGAGAUGGGGGAGAGAUGGGGGAAGAAGGGAGAUGGGGGAAGAAGGGAGAUGGGGGAAGAAGGGAGGUGGGGGAAGAAGGGAGGUGGGGGAAGAAGGGAGGUCCCACGCUUCCGCUCUCUGUCGCCCGCGUCGUCGCCAUCGCUUCCGCAGCUCGUCGCGUUCGCGACCCCUGCCCGUCGCCUUCGCUCCGCCCGUCGCCUUCACUCCCCCCCCCUCCUCCCCCCCCUUCCGUUGCCUUCAUUUCCCCCUCUCGUCCUCCCGUCGCCUUCACGUCCCCCUCUCGUCGCCUUCACUUUCCCCCCUCCCGUCGCCUUCACUUCCCCUUCCCGUCACCUUCACUACCCCCUCCCGUCGCCUUCACUUCUCCCCCCCGUCGCCUUCACUUCCCCCUCUCGUCGCCUUCACUUCCCCCUCCCGUCGCCUUCACUUCCCCCUCCCUCGCCUUCACACUUCCCCCUCCCGUCGCCUUCACUUCUCCCUCCCGUCGCCUUCACUUCCCCCUCCCGUCACCUUCACUUCCCCUCCCGUCUCCUUCAUUUCCCCCUCCCGUCGCCUUCACUUCCCCUUCCCGUCGCCUUCACUUCCCCCUCCCGUCGCCUUCACUUCCCCUUCCCGUCGCCUUCACUUCCCCCUCCCGUCGCCUUCACUUCCCCCUCCCGUCGCCUUCACUUCCCCCUCCCGUCGCCUUCACUUCCCCCUCUCGUCGCCUUCACUUCCCCCUCCCGUCGCCUUCACUUCCCCCUCCCGUCGCCUUCACUUCCCCCUCCCGUCGCCUUCACUUCCCCCUCCCGUCGCCUUCACUUCCCCCUCCCGUCGCCUUCACUUCCCCCUCCCCUCGCCUUCACUUCCCCCUCCCGUCGCCUUCACUUCCCCCUCCCGUUCGCCUUCACUUCUCCCUCCCGUCGCCUUCACUUCCCCCUCCCGUCGCCUUCACUUCCCCCUCCCGUCGCCUUCAUUUCCCCCUCCCCGUCGCCUUCACUUCCCCUCCCGUCUCCUUCAUUUCCCCCUCCCGUCGCCUUCACUUCCCCUUCCCGUCGCCUUCACUUCCCCCUCCUGUCGCCUUCACCUCCCCCAUUUCCCCCCUUCACGCUCUCUUACCCCCUCUGCUCGCCCCUCCCCAUGCUUACUGGCUAUCCCCUUUGCUCACCGCCUUCUCCACCCUGCUCACUCUGUUCCCCGCUUCGCUCACUCCUCUGCCUAACUCCUCCCAUACAUGCCCUCCACCUUCACCCCUCGCUUAUUCUGCCAUAUCCUCUCUUCCCUCCCCGUUCCAUACAGAACCAUGCGAUGGGUCCCAAACAGGAGUGGGUUGA